UCACUAUGAGCAAGACCGCAGUGCACUUAAGCGGAAGGAAUGGGAGAGAAGAAACCAGGAAGUCCAGCAAGAUGAAGAUCUCUUUGCUUCAGGUUUUAACCUCUUCGGAGAACCCUACAAGACAAAUAAAGGUGAUGCCCUUGCAAACCGUGUCCAGAACACACUGGGAAAUUACGAUGAGAUGAAGGACCUGUUAACCAACCAUUCCAACCAGAGCCACCUUGUAGGAAUCCCAAAGAAUUCUGUCCCACAGACACCCAUUGACAAAAAUGAACAGAACUUUUUCCCAGAACCAAGAAACAGGAUGAUCCCAUCUCAUCAAAUCAGUGGCCACUCAUCAACAUCAAUGCCUCCACCUUCUUCAUUGUCAUCUAAUUCUACUUUGCUACACAGUCACCAGAGCAGCAGGAAGUCAAGGACAGACUGGUCACGUGGUAGUCACAACUCUAGUGGGGCCCAGUCAAGCCAAUCCAGUAGUCAGCAGAGCCGGACAAAGCAUAGCUCUUCUCAUGACCAGCCGCAGGGCAGGUAUGAAGACCUCUAUAAUUGUCAGGGUGAGCAGCAUAAAAGUGGAGGAACUGAGGAAGCAAAUUCUGUGGCAGCAUCUUCACAUUCGAGGAGGCAUACUCAUUCAAAGUCAGCACCCGGAGAACAUACUUACAAAGAAAACAGUCAUUCAAAGUCACCCACAGAGCUUGAGUUUGUAGGUCAUGGUCCUGGAUCUCCACUUCCUUCCACUUCUUUGUUAUCUGCGAACAAUGGUCUUUCGACCCAGAAUUUCCCACCAGGACUUCACUGUAAAAACAGCAUGGUCCAGCAAAAGCCUACAGCAUAUGUCAGGCCUAUGGACGGUCAGGACCAGGUACCAAAUGACUCACCUGAACUGAAACCUCCAAUAGAAAUUGAGAGUGGAUAUGGAAAUCAGUCCUUUGGAACACUGCUGGAAGGAAAAGUGAACACACCUAGUUCGAAGAACAAAGUACCAAAGCUCAACAUUCCUCCUGUUAGUGAAGGAAGUUACUUCAGAUGUGCUUCUCUGAGGGAUAAAAGACAUCCUCAUGGGAAAGUGAGAGCAUCUCCUGUUGCAAACAGGGGGCUAAAUGCUGAUCUCAGGUUUGGAUUCAAAGCUUUUGAGGUCCAUCUGUGGAGUAUCGGUUACAAGCUCAGGAGGGACGCCAGCAUGGCUGGUGAUCUGAACAAAAAGCUCACAAAUGAUGUGACUGCACAGGUGGAGCGGAGAAGCGGGGUGGCUCUGGAUCCUGCCUACAAAGGGUCAAGAAUGACAAAGAUAAAUAGUCAUUGGUAUGAAUGCUUCAUCCGUUAA
This is a messenger RNA of Antrostomus carolinensis (chuck-will's-widow), 1324 nucleotides long. Its product is annotated as AF4/FMR2 family member 2-like. Gene Ontology annotation, molecular function: G-quadruplex RNA binding. Gene Ontology annotation, cellular component: nuclear speck. The record is from RefSeq and is a predicted model, not a curated record. The annotation marks the transcript as partial. NCBI's taxonomy places the organism in Eukaryota, Metazoa, Chordata, Aves, Caprimulgiformes, Caprimulgidae. The transcript has 4 exons. Gene Ontology annotation, biological process: regulation of RNA splicing.